CUCUGCCGCACUUCUCUCUAUCUCUCUCGCUCUUCCCCCUGAGCACGGCUCUCUCUCUUUAUUCGCGACAGAGACGUCGCGAUUUUUCCCUCUCCUCCGCACGAGCCGCGCCAUUUCCGGUCGUCUUCUUUGCCUCGUUUAGCAGAAUCUCUGUGGUUGUGACUAACAGAAAAUGAGUUCCUCGGCCUUCAGUUCGUUUGGCUUUGACAGUGGCUGCCUAUGGAAGGACCAAAUGAAGUAUGGUAAGUCCAAGAGGCGAAGUGCAGGGAAGGUGUUUGUUAAAUGUUCCGUGAAUGCCAAAGCACAGAACACAGAAAAGUCUGUUCGCAUUGGUGUUCUUGGAGCUAGUGGCUACACUGGUUCUGAGAUUGUUCGGCUCCUAGCAAAUCAUCCUCAUUUUGGCACUACCUUGAUGACUGCUGAUAGAAAAGCCGGCCAAUCGAUUGGAUCAGUGUUUCCUCACCUAAUCACACAAGAUCUACCAAGCAUGGUUGCUAUUAAGGAUGCCGAUUUUUCUAGUGUUGAUGCUGUUUUCUGUUGUCUGCCACAUGGAACAACACAGGAGAUUAUAAAAGGCCUACCAAAGAGUUUAAAGAUUGUUGAUCUUUCUGCUGACUUCCGGCUACGGGAUACAUCUGAGUACAAAGAAUGGUAUGGUCAGGAACAUAGAGCACCGGAUUUGCAGAGGGAAGUUGUAUAUGGUUUGACAGAGGUUUUCCGAGAGGAAAUAAAGAAUGCACGCCUAGUUGCUAAUCCUGGGUGCUAUCCAACAUCAAUUCAACUUCCCCUUGUUCCAUUGAUAAAGGCAAAUCUCAUAGAAUUUAGAAACAUUAUCAUCGACUCAAAGUCAGGUGUUAGCGGGGCAGGCCGUGGUGCCAAGGAGGCAAAUUUGUACACUGAAAUAGCUGAAGGCAUCUAUUCUUAUGGUAUUACUCGACAUCGUCAUGUUCCAGAAAUUGAACAGGGGUUAACAGAUGCAGCAAAUUCGAAGAUAACCGUUAGCUUUACCCCACAUCUAAUGCCAAUGAGCCGUGGUAUGCAAUCAACCAUAUAUGUGGAAAUGGCUUCAGGAGUAACUACUGAGGACUUACACCAUCAAUUGAAGAGAGCUUAUGAGGAUGAAGAAUUUGUUAUUUUACUGGAGAAGGGAGUCGUUCCUCACACUCAAAAUGUUCGGGGAUCUAAUUACUGUGUCAUAAAUGUCUUUCCUGAUCGAAUUCCCGGUCGAGCAAUAAUUGUGUCUGUUAUUGACAAUCUUGUUAAGGGAGCUUCAGGCCAAGCUUUGCAGAAUCUUAAUCUGAUGUUGGGCUUUCCAGAAAGCACAGGGCUUCUUUAUCAACCCUUGUUUCCUUGAAGAUUUUCUUUCAUCUGCCUCAAGAAGAGUAAUAAUGCGUAGAAACUGUGCAAAAAUUUCAGUCUCUUUAUUUCUCAGCUAGACAGCUGGUAUUUUAGGAGGG
Molecule: messenger RNA, 1457 nt
Organism: Morus notabilis
Lineage: Eukaryota; Viridiplantae; Streptophyta; Magnoliopsida; Rosales; Moraceae
Product: probable N-acetyl-gamma-glutamyl-phosphate reductase, chloroplastic
Exons: 14
Coding region: 173-1354 (393 amino acids)
Biological process (GO): L-arginine biosynthetic process
Molecular function (GO): NAD binding; protein dimerization activity; N-acetyl-gamma-glutamyl-phosphate reductase (NADP+) activity
Source: RefSeq, a predicted model, not a curated record